AUUUCUAGAAAUUGUCAGUCCUCACCAAGAGAUCACCACACAUGUGCAGUGCUGUUCAAGGGAAGUCCCGAGAAGAACUGAAAACUAUAGCAAGUGUCCCUUCAGCCUCUUAGUUACAAGCAUUUGGGAGGAGCGGAUCCUUUGAUUCUGAAAGCACUGUUGUAUUUUGGCACAUCAACGUUGUAUAGGUUGCUGCGGGCCUCUUCUCAUUCCUCAAGACUGUUUCCAGGUGUCCUUGUCGCUUGCUCUCCUUCCUUCCUCUACCACGAUGAAGUAUUACUACCCAAACACACUUCCCAGGUAUAGGCGAUAUGUAAGAAGCCUAAAGACUGUGCGUUUCCCCAAUGAUGUUCUCUUCCAGGACCACAUUCGCCAGGGGGACCUGGAGCAGGUGGGGCGUUUCAUCCGGGCCAGGAAGGUCACCUUGGACACCAUCUAUCCAUCUGGUAUGGCUGCCCUCCAUGAAGCUGUGCUCUCUGGGAAUCUUGACUGCGUCAAACUCUUGGUGAAAUAUGGUGCUGACAUCAAUCAGAAAGAUGAGGAUGGCUGGACGCCUCUGCACAUGGCUUGCAGUGACGGUCAUGCUGACAUUGCAAGGUACCUUAUCUCUCUUGGGGCCCAGCGUGAUGCCACUAAUGAUGAAGGGGAGAAGCCAUCUGACCUGAUUGACCCUGAGUACAAGGACCUUGUAGAGCUUUUCAAGGCAGCCCGAGUGGACUAAGCUUCUACCCCUCUGCUCUUUCCCUUGUGGAAUCCAGUCUCCAUGGCAGGCAACCACAUGUGUGCAUGCAGGAAGGAGGCUAGCAAAGUUGCCCCUACUAGGUUGGCAAAGGAGUGUAUGGACUCCUAAAGAGACCACAGUUUGACUGUCUUGUGUAUGUAUGAGACUGGCUUCUUCGGGGUUUCUCGGAGAGCUGUGCUUGGGAUACCCCUUCAAAAAGCAAUAUAACCUUUUCUACUAUGGCCCAUUGUCCAGUACCUGCUGGAAUCAGGCUUUAGCUAAAAUGGGUAUAAUGGCUGGGACAUACUGAUGGCACUGUUGUGCGUGAGGUUCAUAGAGGUGGUCAUGAGCAGAACUGGACUGGGUACCAAUUUGUGCAAGCAUUCAUCUUCCUAUUCCCAUCUGGCAAUGACCAUGAUUCUGAACAGUGCUAUCUUAGCAACGUUCAAGCUAUUUUCCUGAAGAGUCCUUACAAAAUUAUAACAAGAAAAUAGCCCCAACUUCAAGCUGGCAUCUACAUAUGGACUAUUCUAACAAUGUUGUGUAUAAAGUCUUAUUUUCAAUGUUUGCUCAUGCUAGAUUUGCUUUUCUACUGUAUUUUUUAUGUGGUUCCAAAACAGCUUUUUAUUUUUUCAAUAAAGUAAUUUCCAAA
This is a messenger RNA of Elgaria multicarinata webbii, 1373 nucleotides long. RefSeq names its product protein phosphatase 1 regulatory subunit 27 (gene PPP1R27). The record is from RefSeq and is a predicted model, not a curated record. Gene Ontology annotation, molecular function: phosphatase binding. Lineage: Eukaryota; Metazoa; Chordata; Lepidosauria; Squamata; Anguidae. The transcript is spliced from 3 exons. The coding region runs from base 269 to 721 and encodes 150 amino acids.